CAGUGUCAGUGGUUAGUACGGUAGUCAACGUCUGAUGGUACAUAAUAGAGUAUUUUAACGUCCAAGAUCAAGCUCCAAAAGUGUCCCAAGUUCUUCUCCUGAUGAAGUAAAUUCCUCCAGCUCCACCAGGAUUUCUUUGCCAAGAUGAAUACUUUGCUAUUGAGGUCUGCCCAGGAAAAUGAAACAAAGGACAAAUACCAGGAGGCAUUUCGAGAAGCAGACGUAGACUGUGUCUCUGUGUCACCCAUUGACUUUGAGUUCAUCAACCUUGAAACCCUGUACGCUCACAUCUCACAUCCUGAAGAUCACUCGGGACUCAUCUUUUCAAGUCCAAGAACGGUCCAAUCAGUGGCUCUCUGUCUCAAGAAGCAUGAUGAGAAUGAUGAAUGGGAUGCAAGAUUGAGGGAUGAAUGGAAUAAACUUCCUGCCUUCAGUGUAGGAACAUCUACAGGAGGAGAAGUGAGGAAACUCGGCCUUCAUCCUGUAGGAGAAGACUCUGGAAAUGCUGAAAAUCUUUGUCGAAUCAUCCUUGAAGCCGUCAAGUCUGGAUCAAAACCACUACUCUAUCCCUGUGGUACAAUGAGAAGAGAAGUUAUCCCAAAAACAUUACGGAAGGAAGGAAUCCCCUUUAGAGAAGAUGUGGUGUAUCAAACAAUUUCCAACCCAGAUCUAGAAAAAGAACUGUCAAAAUACCUGCAAGCUAAGGGUUCACCAUUCUGUAUAGUGUUCUUCAGUCCGUCCGGAGUUCAGUUUUCCAAAGAUGUGCUUCACAAAUCAAAAGCAGACUUACAGAAUACAAAGUUCUUGGCUAUUGGUAGGACUACACAAACUGCCAUGGAGGAGCAUGGGUAUAUGGUUGCUGGUGUUGCGGAGAAGCCCAACCCGACAGCAUUGCUUCAAACAAUCAAACAAUGUCACGAUGGAUCAGGUUCAUAAGGGAGAAAAUAAACUCAUCUUUUG
Molecule: messenger RNA, 960 nt
Organism: Lytechinus variegatus (green sea urchin)
Lineage: Eukaryota; Metazoa; Echinodermata; Echinoidea; Temnopleuroida; Toxopneustidae
Product: uroporphyrinogen-III synthase-like
Exons: 8
Coding region: 145-936 (263 amino acids)
Biological process (GO): uroporphyrinogen III biosynthetic process
Molecular function (GO): uroporphyrinogen-III synthase activity
Source: RefSeq, a predicted model, not a curated record